AUGGCUAAAGUUAAUAGAGAUCACUUCUAUAAGCUGGCGUCGGAUCUUCCGGAGGAGCGGUUACAAGCCGCAGUGGGUGUUAUUAAGGAUCUAAGUGCUCUUGAAGUUCCACAGGAAAUUGAGGAAUGGAAUUAUACCAUCAAUAGAUUGGUUAAAGGUCUUGGGUCUAGCAGAAACAGUGCUAGACUAGGGUUUUCUAUGUGUCUUAGCGAAGCACUAAAUCUAGCGUUGUCGUUAGGUGACAAAGCUCCAGAAGGCUUGAAUAGCAUUGAAAACUAUCUAAAAAUCCUAAAUGAAACGCUAGGUGCCGAUUUCGAUGAAGGUAAGAAAAGAAAAGGCAAAGAUGAGAGAGGUAUCCUCUUUGGAAAGUUAUUUGGUUUGCAAGCACUUCUAAACGAACCACUGUUUUCAAAUGUAUUUGUGACCAAGGAUGGGAUCUCUAACUUUGUUCCUGUAUUUGUUCAAGAAAUGAUUAAUUUAAGUAAGUGCAAGAAUUGGAUCAGAGAACCAGCUCUGUUCAGUUUGUAUCAAACUUUGGAAAAGCUAAUUUCUAAAGUUAGUAAGUCGGAUAUCACUAAUUUAAUUUCUCAACUAGAUGAAAACAAUUUGACAAUGACAAAUGAAGGAUUAGCUAUUUAUCUGCUACUGGUCGAUGAAUCAAAUAAAAUUUCUCGCGCUGAGAUCGCUGAAAUAAAACUGCAGAAUCAAGGCUGGAAAUCUAAUGACCCAUUGGCAAAGGGUAACUUGCCAUCACUAACUAAGGUAUUGUUAGAUAAUGAUGGUGUGGCCUUUGCAGAAGAUAAUGAGCAAAGAAAACAAAAGGGUGGUGCAAACUGGAACCCUAGACUACAUUUUGUUUGGGAGAAACUUCUUUCAACUAUUAUUAAUGGUAGUCACUCAUUAAAUGUAGAAGACAAACAUGUUAGCAAAAAGAGAAAAAAGAACAAUACCAUAGCAUCCAUCAAAUUUCAUGAAUUCUGGCAAAUGGUUGUUGAUGAGACUUACUUUAAUGACAAGGCAUCGAGUGAGCGAAAAUACCUUGGCUUCUUGAUAUUUCAAAGGGCAUUCCCGAUGCUAAAGUCGUAUGAAGACGUUGUGGACUCUUUGGGCCAAAAUUUCAUAAGGUCCUUAAUCAAUCAGUGCAGUGAGAAAAAAAGGCAUUUGAACAAAAUUGCUUUACAAACUGUUGAAAUUAUAGUUGAAAGUUGUGAAAAUGAUACCACCAAGAUUUUACCAGUAUUUGAAACACUUGCUUUUGGAAAAAGUGGAUCAAUAACUUUUGACAGACUAUCAAAGACCAAACUUCUGAGCAGAUUACUAGGUAUAAAAUCAGUAAGAUAUGAAGUCCUGUCUAAGCUAUUUGACAUUUUAAGCCGUCAGCUAUCAAUCAAAUCAGAAGAGAAAUCAUUUAGUCAAUUUAUUUUAGACAGCAUGUUGCAUUUAGUUCGUAAUCAAAAGGCUGAGGUUGAUUCCUUACUGCUCACCGAAAAGGUACUACCACAAAUUGUUAAGCUUGCAUUCUUUACUGGUGAUAACGAAACUCUACAAGAAAUGUCUAAGGAAAGAUUGUUCUCUAUACUUUCUGAGCUAAACUCUUUGCAUUUAUCGGAAAGUCAAGAAAUUCCACAGUAUGUGGUUAUCAAGCUAGUUCAACAGCAUAUUGAGGGAGGUGAAAAGAUGACCUCUGAACUAGACGAUGAAUUGAGAGAGACUGAAUCUUCUGCUUUGAGAAUUCUUGCCGAAAUAGCAAAAGCUACAGACAAGCCCUAUUUGAGGGGGUUGGGUUCUUUGUUUGCAACUUGUUUAUUACAGCUUUACACAGGUGAUAGUGAAUCAGUUGGUACUUUACAAGAACUUAAGGAUAUAUAUGAAAAACUAAUCUCAGAUGAUGAAAGGCCACUUUCUUCAAUAACUGAAAUUCUACUUUCGUUGCUAGCUCAGAAAAAAGCAUUGCUGAAGAAGGCAAGUAUUGCUGUUUGGGAGCAAGUUGUGCCUUAUGUCUCUCAAGAUGAACUAAAUCUUCUGUUGGACAUUUUGUUGGCAAGAGAAAACAAGCAAGGAUUUGCUCAGUUAUUCGAAGGUAUAGAUGAGUAUGAGGAAGAUGAAGAUGACGAACAGCUUGAAGAUGAGGAACAAAUCAAAGAGGUAACCGAUGAUUCUAGCUCUAACUCGGAGUCUGAUAGUGAGGAAGAUGAAGAUAACUCAGACUCUCAUGAAGAUACUAGUAGUGAUAGCGUCGAGGAUCAUAAUGAUGCAGUUAAUAACAUUGAUAAGGAAACAACCAGUGCAUUGGCUAAAGCUCUGGAUUUACCUGCUGAUAUUAUUAAUGCUAAUGGAGAAGUCGAUAUUGAAAAGCUGGAGAUGCAAUCAGAUGACGAUGAAGAUGAUGAAGAUGAUGAGUCCAUGGAUGACGAACAAAUGAUGGACCUUGAUGACCAAUUAUCUGAAAUAUUUAAACGUAGAAAAGAAGCCUUAUCGAACAUACCAACUGGUAAUAAGAGAAAAAAUGAAGUAAAGGAAUCCAGAGAAAGUGUUAUUGCGUUUAAGCAUAGAAUAGUAGACUUGCUUUUAGUAUACAUCAAGCAUGUUGAGAAAAUGAUCCAAAGGGAGGAUGUCGAUGAAAACUCUAAGGCAGACAAAUUGAACUGCUUAUUAACAUUUGCUAUACCUAUGAUCAAAUGUAUCAAGCAAACACUGGAUAAAUCCUUAGCAGAAAAGUUAGCUAAGCUAUUGAAGACGAGAUUGUUUAAGAUUAGAGUUACAGGAAUCAAGCUGGAUACAGCUGAUGUAGUUGAAGAUUUUCAAAGAAUUCACCAAGACUUUUUGUUUGCCAAGCCUGGUCAAUUUCCUAUACUUUAUUACAGUGUCUGUUCUAGUACAUCACUUUAUUUUAGUAAGAUACUAGUGGAUAAUGCAGAUUAUCAACAAGGUGUUUAUGAAACUUUGGUUGAUACGUAUUCAACCACAAUAAAAGAGUGGCUGAAAGAUACAAAGUUCCCUCAUUCCAUAUUCCUUGAUUUCGUUAAUUGGUUAGCAUCGAAAAAACAAGGGCCUAAAACUAACUAG
Nakaseomyces glabratus is the source of this 3066-nucleotide messenger RNA. RefSeq names its product DNA-directed DNA polymerase (gene POL5). The record is from RefSeq and is a predicted model, not a curated record. Gene Ontology annotation, biological process: regulation of DNA-templated transcription. Gene Ontology annotation, molecular function: transcription factor binding; rDNA binding. NCBI's taxonomy places the organism in Eukaryota, Fungi, Ascomycota, Saccharomycetes, Saccharomycetales, Saccharomycetaceae. Gene Ontology annotation, cellular component: nucleolus.